UAAAACAUAUAAUUUCCGUUGAGACAGAGUCAUCUAGAUACGUAAACAGUAUUCGUGAAUCGUAAGCCCAUACGCACAACGUGCAUGGUACGCCAUUCUGCUGAGCACAAACCCAGCGCACAACUACAUUCACUGGCGAGAAACUGCUUUUAAUACAAAUACGCUGCCAUGGCAGCUGCAUUCCCCUACAGAGGUGUUCCUGGAACAAUGCCUCCAGGUGUUCCUCCACCUCCUCCUGCUGUUGCUCCAGUACCAGAUUACAUGACUGAGGAGAAACUGCAAGAGAAAGCUCGGAAAUGGCAGCAGCUUCAGGCCAAACGCUACUCAGAGAAGAGGAAAUUUGGCUUUGUGGAUGCUCAGAAAGAGGACAUGCCACCUGAGCAUGUGCGCAAAAUCAUCAGGGAUCAUGGUGACAUGACGAACAGGAAAUUUCGGCAUGACAAGAGGGUUUACCUUGGGGCCCUGAAAUAUAUGCCCCAUGCAGUGCUCAAACUUCUGGAGAACAUGCCCAUGCCCUGGGAGCAGAUCAGAGAUGUUCCUGUGCUCUACCACAUUACAGGCGCUAUUUCCUUUGUAAAUGAAAUCCCAUGGGUGAUUGAGCCGGUGUACAUUGCUCAGUGGGGCACGAUGUGGAUCAUGAUGCGUCGUGAGAAGCGAGACAGACGGCACUUCAAGCGCAUGCGUUUCCCUCCAUUUGAUGAUGAAGAGCCUCCGUUGGAUUAUGCGGACAACAUCCUGGAUGUUGAGCCUCUGGAGGCGAUCCAGAUGGAGCUGGACCCUGAGGAGGACUCUUCUGUUGCAGAAUGGCUUUAUGAGCAUCAACCUCUGAAAGAUUCCACAAAAUAUGUGAACGGGACCACAUACAGACGCUGGCAAUUCACUUUACCAAUGAUGUCCACUCUGUAUCGAUUGGCUAAUCAGUUGCUGACAGACUUGGUGGAUAAAAACUACUUCUACUUGUUUGACUUGAAGGCUUUCUUUACCUCUAAAGCGUUGAACAUGGCCAUUCCAGGGGGACCCAAAUUUGAGCCGCUUGUCAGAGACAUUAAUCUCCAGGAUGAAGACUGGAAUGAGUUCAAUGACAUCAACAAGAUCAUCAUCAGACAACCAAUCAGGACGGAAUACAAAAUUGCAUUCCCUUACCUAUACAACAACCUGCCACACUAUGUGCACCUCACCUGGUACCACACACCAAACGUGGUGUUUAUCAAGACUGAGGAUCCUGAUCUGCCCGCCUUCUACUUUGACCCUCUGAUCAACCCCAUCUCUCACAGGCACUCCGUCAAGAGCCAAGAGCCUCUGCCAGAGGAUGAUGAGGAGUUUGAACUGCCUGAGUAUGUUGAGCCAUUCCUGAAGGAGACGCCUCUCUACACUGACAACACAGCCAAUGGAAUUGCGCUGUUGUGGGCACCUCGUCCAUUCAAUCUCCGCUCAGGAAGAACCAGACGGGCCAUUGAUGUGCCUCUCAUCAAAAACUGGUAUCGUGAGCAUUGUCCUGCAGGCCAGCCUGUGAAGGUGCGUGUGUCUUACCAGAAGCUGCUGAAGUACUAUGUGCUGAAUGCUCUAAAACACAGACCACCUAAAGCACAGAAAAAGAGAUACCUGUUCCGCUCUUUCAAAGCCACCAAAUUCUUCCAGUCCACAAAGCUGGAUUGGGUAGAAGUUGGCCUCCAGGUGUGCCGGCAGGGCUACAACAUGCUGAACCUGCUGAUUCACAGAAAGAACCUCAACUACCUGCACUUGGACUACAACUUCAACUUGAAGCCUGUGAAAACCCUCACCACAAAGGAACGUAAGAAGUCCAGAUUCGGGAAUGCUUUCCACUUGUGCCGUGAGGUUCUGCGUUUGAGCAAGCUUGUGGUGGACAGUCAUGUGCAGUACAGGCUUGGAAACGUUGACGCUUUCCAGCUGUCAGAUGGACUGCAGUACAUCUUCGCCCAUGUUGGUCAAUUGACUGGCAUGUACCGCUACAAGUACAAGCUCAUGAGGCAGAUCAGAAUGUGCAAAGACCUGAAGCAUCUCAUCUACUACCGCUUCAACACAGGCCCAGUUGGAAAAGGUCCAGGCUGUGGGUUCUGGGCUCCAGGGUGGAGAGUCUGGCUGUUCUUCAUGAGAGGCAUCACUCCUCUUCUAGAGCGGUGGCUUGGCAAUCUUCUGGCCAGGCAGUUUGAGGGUCGACACUCCAAGGGUGUUGCAAAGACUGUGACCAAACAGCGUGUGGAAUCUCACUUUGAUCUGGAGCUGAGAGCUGCUGUGAUGCAUGACAUCCUGGAUAUGAUGCCUGAGGGUAUCAAGCAGAACAAGGCCAGAACCAUCUUGCAGCAUCUGAGCGAGUCAUGGAGAUGCUGGAAGGCCAACAUCCCUUGGAAGGUUCCUGGGCUUCCAACCCCCAUUGAGAACAUGAUUCUCCGCUAUGUGAAGGCCAAAGCUGACUGGUGGACCAACACAGCCCACUACAACCGUGAGAGAAUCCGAAGAGGAGCCACUGUGGAUAAGACUGUGUGCAAGAAAAACCUGGGACGUCUCACUCGACUCUAUCUAAAGGCAGAGCAGGAGAGACAGCACAAUUACCUGAAGGAUGGACCUUACAUCACAGCUGAGGAGGCCGUGGCCAUCUACACCACCACAGUGCACUGGCUGGAGAGUCGUCGUUUCUCUCCGAUCCCCUUCCCUCCUCUGUCUUACAAACAUGACACUAAGCUGCUCAUCUUGGCUUUGGAGAGACUCAAGGAGGCUUACAGUGUGAAGUCAAGGCUGAACCAGUCACAGCGUGAGGAGUUGGGUCUGAUUGAGCAGGCCUAUGACAACCCUCAUGAGGCUUUGUCCAGAAUCAAACGUCACCUCCUCACUCAGAGAGCCUUCAAAGAGGUGGGCAUUGAGUUCAUGGACCUUUACAGUCACUUGGUGCCGGUUUAUGAUGUUGAACCUCUGGAAAAGAUCACUGAUGCAUACCUGGAUCAGUACCUGUGGUAUGAGGCAGACAAGCGCAGACUUUUUCCACCCUGGAUCAAACCAGCUGACACAGAGCCACCUCCACUGCUGGUGUACAAAUGGUGCCAAGGAAUCAACAACCUGCAGGAUGUGUGGGAGACAGCAGAAGGCGAAUGCAAUGUCAUGCUGGAGUCUCGCUAUGAGAAGAUGUACGAGAAGAUUGACUUGACGCUGCUGAACAGACUUCUGCGUCUCAUUGUUGAUCACAACAUUGCCGAUUACAUGACGGCCAAAAACAACGUUGUUAUUAACUAUAAGGACAUGAACCACACAAACUCGUAUGGUAUUAUCCGUGGCCUGCAGUUUGCCUCUUUUAUCGUGCAGUACUAUGGGCUGGUAAUGGACCUGCUGGUGCUGGGUCUGCACAGAGCCAGUGAGAUGGCUGGACCUCCUCAGAUGCCCAAUGACUUCCUCAGCUUCCAGGACACGCCUACUGAGAGUGCCCAUCCUAUACGUCUUUACUGCAGAUACAUAGACCGCAUUCACAUCUUCUUCAGGUUCUCUGCUGAUGAGGCGAGGGAUCUGAUCCAGAGGUACUUGACUGAGCACCCAGACCCCAACAAUGAGAACAUUGUGGGCUACAACAAUAAGAAAUGCUGGCCAAGAGAUGCUAGGAUGAGACUGAUGAAACAUGAUGUGAACUUGGGCCGUGCUGUGUUCUGGGACAUCAAAAAUCGCCUCCCUCGUUCUGUGACCACAGUUCAGUGGGAGAACAGCUUUGUGUCUGUGUACAGCAAGGACAACCCUAACCUACUCUUCAACAUGUGUGGCUUUGAGUGUCGCAUCCUCCCCAAGUGUCGCACUAGUUAUGAGGAGUUUACACACAAAGAUGGUGUGUGGAAUUUGCAGAACGAGGUAACAAAGGAAAGGACAGCACAGUGUUUCCUGCGUGUAGAUGAUGAGUCCAUGCAGAGGUUCCACAACAGAGUGCGACAAAUUCUGAUGGCUUCUGGGUCCACCACCUUUACCAAGAUUGUGAACAAGUGGAACACUGCUCUGAUUGGUCUGAUGACAUACUUCCGUGAAGCCGUGGUCAACACUCAGGAGCUUUUAGACCUGCUGGUGAAGUGUGAGAAUAAGAUCCAAACCCGUAUCAAGAUUGGGUUGAACUCCAAAAUGCCUAGUCGUUUCCCUCCUGUGGUGUUUUACACCCCUAAGGAGUUGGGUGGACUGGGAAUGCUUUCCAUGGGACACGUACUGAUUCCACAGUCUGACCUUAGGUGGUCCAAACAGACCGAUGUGGGCAUCACUCAUUUCCGUUCCGGUAUGAGUCAUGAGGAGGAUCAGCUUAUUCCUAAUCUGUACCGCUACAUCCAGCCAUGGGAGAGUGAGUUUAUUGACUCCCAGAGAGUUUGGGCCGAAUAUGCCCUCAAACGACAGGAGGCCAUUGCUCAGAACAGACGUUUGACACUGGAGGAUCUGGAGGACUCCUGGGACAGAGGUAUUCCACGUAUCAAUACACUCUUCCAGAAGGACAGACACACUCUGGCUUAUGACAAGGGCUGGAGAGUCAGAACAGACUUCAAGCAGUACCAGGUGUUGAAGCAAAAUCCAUUCUGGUGGACUCACCAAAGGCAUGAUGGGAAAUUGUGGAAUUUAAACAACUACCGUACCGACAUGAUCCAGGCACUUGGAGGGGUGGAAGGCAUUCUUGAGCACACACUCUUCAAGGGAACCUACUUCCCCACCUGGGAGGGUCUCUUCUGGGAGAAGGCCAGUGGUUUCGAAGAGUCGAUGAAAUGGAAGAAACUCACCAAUGCUCAGAGAUCUGGUCUGAACCAGAUUCCUAAUCGACGAUUCACCUUGUGGUGGUCUCCUACAAUCAACCGAGCCAAUGUAUAUGUGGGUUUCCAAGUGCAGUUGGACCUCACUGGAAUCUUUAUGCAUGGUAAAAUCCCAACUCUCAAGAUCUCUCUGAUCCAGAUCUUCAGAGCUCACUUGUGGCAGAAGAUUCAUGAGAGCAUUGUUAUGGAUCUCUGUCAGGUGUUUGACCAAGAGCUGGAUGCUUUGGAGAUCGAGACUGUCCAGAAAGAGACAAUCCAUCCUAGGAAGUCUUACAAGAUGAAUUCCUCCUGUGCUGACAUUCUGUUGUUUGCCUCCUACAAGUGGAACGUCUCUCGCCCCUCGCUUCUAGCAGAUUCAAAAGAUGUUAUGGACAGCACCACAACACAGAAGUACUGGAUUGACAUUCAGCUCAGAUGGGGUGACUACGACUCCCAUGAUAUUGAGCGAUAUGCCAGGGCCAAGUUCUUGGACUACACCACUGACAACAUGAGUAUUUAUCCAUCACCCACUGGAGUCCUGAUUGCCAUUGAUCUGGCCUACAACCUUCACAGUGCUUAUGGUAACUGGUUCCCUGGAGGCAAGCCCCUGAUCCAGCAGGCCAUGGCGAAGAUAAUGAAGGCCAACCCAGCUCUUUAUGUGCUGAGAGAGCGAAUCCGCAAGGGUCUGCAACUCUACUCUUCAGAGCCCACUGAGCCUUACCUAUCUUCCCAGAACUAUGGAGAACUCUUCUCCAACCAGAUCAUCUGGUUUGUGGAUGACACCAAUGUGUAUAGAGUCACCAUCCACAAGACCUUUGAAGGUAACUUGACCACAAAACCAAUCAACGGAGCCAUUUUCAUCUUCAACCCCAGAACUGGACAGCUUUUCCUGAAAAUCAUUCACACAUCUGUAUGGGCAGGACAAAAGCGUCUUGGACAGCUGGCUAAGUGGAAAACUGCUGAAGAAGUGGCUGCCCUGAUCAGAUCACUGCCUGUUGAAGAGCAGCCCAAGCAGAUUAUUGUGACCAGGAAGGGCAUGUUGGAUCCUCUUGAGGUGCACUUGCUGGACUUCCCCAACAUUGUAAUCAAGGGCUCUGAGCUCCAGCUGCCCUUCCAGGCCUGUCUGAAAGUGGAGAAGUUUGGAGACCUCAUUCUGAAGGCCACAGAGCCUCAGAUGGUCCUGUUCAAUCUGUACGACGACUGGCUGAAGACCAUCUCCUCUUACACUGCAUUCUCUCGUUUGAUCUUAAUCCUGAGAGCACUUCACGUCAACAACGACCGAGCCAAAGUUAUCUUGAAGCCUGACAAGACAACAAUCACCGAGCCCCACCACAUCUGGCCCACUCUGACCGAUGAGGAGUGGAUCAAAGUGGAGGUGCAGCUCAAAGAUCUCAUCCUGGCUGAUUAUGGCAAGAAGAACAAUGUGAAUGUGGCAUCUUUGACCCAGUCUGAAAUCAGGGACAUCAUCCUGGGUAUGGAGAUUUCUGCUCCAUCCCAACAGAGACAGCAGAUUGCUGAGAUUGAGAAGCAGACCAAGGAGCAGUCUCAGCUAACAGCCACACAAACUCGCACUGUCAACAAACACGGAGAUGAAAUUAUCACCUCCACCACCAGCAACUACGAGACGCAGACCUUCUCUUCCAAAACCGAAUGGAGAGUUAGGGCAAUCUCUGCUGCCAACUUGCACUUACGUACUAACCACAUCUACGUGUCAUCGGAUGACAUCAAAGAAACUGGCUACACUUACAUUCUGCCCAAGAACGUUCUGAAGAAGUUCAUCUGCAUCUCAGAUCUGCGUGCUCAGAUUGCAGGUUAUCUGUAUGGAACCAGCCCUCCAGAUAACCCUCAGGUAAAGGAAAUCCGCUGUAUCGUGAUGGUGCCACAGUGGGGUACGCAUCAGACUGUUCACCUGCCCAACCAGCUGCCACAACACGAGUACUUGAAGGAAAUGGAGCCUCUUGGAUGGAUCCAUACACAGCCCAAUGAAUCGCCUCAGCUAUCUCCUCAGGAUGUCACCACCCAUGCAAAGGUCAUGGCUGACAAUCCUUCCUGGGAUGGCGAGAAGACUAUCAUUAUUACUUGCAGUUUCACCCCUGGUUCCUGCACGCUGACGGCCUACAAGCUGACUCCCAGUGGAUAUGAGUGGGGUCGACAAAACACAGACAAGGGAAAUAACCCCAAAGGUUACUUGCCCUCUCACUAUGAAAGAGUCCAAAUGCUCUUGUCUGACCGUUUCCUUGGCUUCUUCAUGGUGCCUGGCCAAGUCUCCUGGAACUACAACUUCAUGGGUGUUCGCCAUGAUCCCAACAUGAAAUAUGACCUACAGUUGGCCAACCCAAAAGAGUUCUACCAUGAAGUUCACAGGCCAUCUCACUUCCUCAACUUUGCUUCUCUGCAGGAGGGUGAAAUCUACAAUGCUGAUCGUGAAGAUAUGUAUGCAUAAUCGUACAAACAGUGACUAUAUAAAGUAAAUGCACCCAACAGGCUAAAGUAAUGUUUUGUCACCAAGACUCACUCUAUACUGUUUGCAGUAAUGUAAAUGUUUAGAAACUCAAAGCAUGUCAUCUGUUUUUUGCUUUAUCAUAAUUCCCUGGCAUUGAGUUGAUUAUGCACAUUGCUGAAAGCACAUUUUGUGCUUGCUUUUUGAAUGAAUUCUCAUCUAAAAAUAUCUGUACCCUUUUUCGUAAUUGUUUGUAGUACAUUGUGUUUUUUAUAAAUCCAGAACAAGUUGUCUGUACCCUGUAGCUAUGUUGUGCAUCUGUUAUGUACACUGUAGUUUGGGUUUAAAUAAAGAUUACCACUUUUAUAAGAA
This is a messenger RNA of Onychostoma macrolepis, 7566 nucleotides long. It is a transcript of the gene prpf8, whose product is annotated as pre-mRNA processing factor 8. Gene Ontology annotation, cellular component: catalytic step 2 spliceosome; U5 snRNP. Bases 169 to 7197 code for a protein of 2342 amino acids. The transcript is spliced from 42 exons. Gene Ontology annotation, biological process: mRNA splicing, via spliceosome; spliceosomal tri-snRNP complex assembly. The record is from RefSeq and is a predicted model, not a curated record. Gene Ontology annotation, molecular function: U6 snRNA binding; U2 snRNA binding; U1 snRNA binding. Lineage: Eukaryota; Metazoa; Chordata; Actinopteri; Cypriniformes; Cyprinidae.